Molecule: messenger RNA, 6359 nt
Organism: Gallus gallus (chicken)
Lineage: Eukaryota; Metazoa; Chordata; Aves; Galliformes; Phasianidae
Gene: AMOT
Product: angiomotin
Exons: 14
Coding region: 3518-6250 (910 amino acids)
Biological process (GO): establishment of cell polarity involved in ameboidal cell migration; hippo signaling; actin cytoskeleton organization
Cellular component (GO): lamellipodium; bicellular tight junction; plasma membrane
Molecular function (GO): signaling receptor activity
Source: RefSeq, a predicted model, not a curated record
AGCGGGGGAUGCCGGGCGCCGCCGCCGCAGCCGCCUGGUGAAAGUUAACCACCCAACCUGGGGAAGGCGCCUCCCAGAGCCGCGCGGCGCCUCCCGUUGCCAUGCCGGCUUUGUCACCUCGGCGGGGAAAGCGGCAGGAUGGAUGAGCGGGCGGCCGCCGGGGCAGACGCCCGCCGGUGCAUUUACAGACUGGACAGAAUUCCCAGCCUCGGUGGUGGAGGGAAUGCCGUCUCAUCCCAGCAGCUCCCUGGCACUUCUCCGUCGUUACGGGUUUAUUUUUUACAUACCAGAAGAAAAGCACUGUUAAAUCGGUGCAGGACCAGGGCUGAACAGAAAUUCAUUUGCACCCCUCUCGCUGUGCUGAAUGGAUGCAGAAUCGGGCGGCGAUUCCUGCCUGUACGUGAGGGAUAAUGUCAGCAGCUUCCUGAGCUCCAGCUGCUGUGGACAAAGGAUGCCGAGCGGCAGAGAUUCCUGGAGGGAGGAACUUUAAGAUGGAGGAAUUCUAAAGAAUGCGAAGGACAACCUCUUAAAAAAUUGUAGGUGGAGCAAUUCCAGGUCAUCCAAGCGCUUUGUAUGCUUGAGAUUGAUUUUCCUACUUUGAAAUAGCUGCCGUUGUGACACUUCUCUUCCGUGCUUUUGAACACAUUGACUGUGACCUCUGUGUGAUUGCAGAAAUUGGCCCGAGUGCUCUGGAACAGUUAUUAGGAACCCCUUUCUUGUGUCGUUUCCUGAAUUCCCACACUGUGGCGUGAUGUGUGUGUGGAAACUGCUGGCUUCCUCCAGCGGCAGCCGUUCCACCAGCCUGUGUGCACCGGGAUCCUGGCACAGGGAGCUGCAGGGGGACAGGAUUGUUAGGGAGAGAAUCUGCAUUUCGUGCAUCUUUGUUCUUUUCCAGCUCUGAUAAAGCUGUUAUCUCCGACUGUGUGGGUUAAGCACGAGCAGCUACUGCUCUGUAGAAUAAACAACAGUGGAUGACUUGAGGUUAACGUGCCUCGGGCAAGGCUAGCUGCUCUUCAGUGUCUGCAUGAAGCAAUAUUUUCAUCUCCCAGUGACUCUACCUUCUCUCUUUACUCCCCACUCUAUUUUCUUGUGGUGUGUGGGAGGAAGGCAGGAUGUGUGAUUGAAGCAUAGUUUAUAACUCCUUAAUUGACUGUAGCUGUGUAAUUCCCUUACAAAUCCACCCCACAGCAUCUAGCAAAUAUGUGCUUCAUUAACUUGUUGUCCUCUUUUUUUUUUUCUUUUCUUUUUUUGCAAACUGUAAGGUCAUGUGAUGUUAAUGAGUUGUUUACGUGUGUUUCUGCAUUUAUUCCACCAAAGCGUUCCAGUGCACGGGAAUCAAUUACAGGGAAAAGAAUCAAUGUUUAUAUAUGGCUGCAUUUGGGAUUUCUGAAGUUUGACUUCCUGAACUUCUUUCCAGAUUCUUCUUUUAAACACUAAGAGUUGUGAAUGUUGGAAAGGAGUCAUUUCCUUCGUGCAGCUGAAGGGUCAAUGGCUGGAGUGGGUUAUCUCUUCUCGCACGAAGAGCCCGGAUGAAUUCAAGUCAGCAGGCCAAAUUUCGCAGCACAGAUUUGACAUGUGGACACUUUUGGCACACUGAGUCCUUUGGAAAUGGAUGUGGUUCCUAGGCCAAGCCUUACUGAGCAGGCGCUGCUUAAUGGGCUCCGUAUUUGCAGUCAGGCCUUAACAUACCUGGCCUGCUGCGGGUGUGCUGCUGCUGCUUCUUGUCCCCCGUUGGCUCCUUUCUGAAGCCGUGUGGCAGCAGAAGGAGCCGGGCUGGGAGCUGCCAUGCCGCACCUGUCCUCCUGCACCUGCAGCCGGCAGUGACCUCACCAGGAGGGUCCAGUCACACUGUGUGCAUGGGCCAGGGGAGGCAGUGGUGCAUGGCGAGGAAGGCAGGGUGCCAUGGUUCAUACACAGACACAUCUGUGCUGAAGGCUUGGUUUGUUAUCUGGGUCUUAAUGAAGGCUGGGGAUUUGCCCACAUUACAGCAUCAGUCUCAGAGACGGUAAAGGUGCUCACCCCGUUUCAAAACCAGGGCUUCAGCACUCAGCAGCAGGAGUUGGUGUCAUGAGAGCCGUGCUGCCCUUUGGCACGAGGUCCUCCAAAGCAGGGAGGCUGCACCCAGAUGCCGAUCCUGGCAGCCACCUGGGGCCCUUUUAACCCUUGGCGGUGAGGGGAGCACAAAGGAGGCCAGCUCGUGUGUGUAAAGCCACGCUAUGUUCUGAGCUGAAAUUCUCCAGGAGCUGAAGCCUUCAGUGAAAACCGCCUCUGUGUGGUUACUCCUACAGAGGAAAACGGGGAGGGUGCGUGCCCGCCCUCAGGUUUGGCCGUGUCGGGCUGGUAGGGGGGCUGUGGAUGCUCAGAGCGAGCCUCGGAACGAUGCAUGACGGAUGUUUUCGUUUUAAGCGGAAUGCGAUACAGGGGGAACUCCUUUAAUCCGCUUCUACGCUGUUAGCCACGUAUGCUGGCCGCAUUUUCCACUAUCUCCAGCAUCCGAGCAGCAGAGCGCCGGGGCGGGCCGGGGGCGGGGCUGGGCGGGCCGUGCUUCCUGCCCGUCCUGCCGGAGUGCCGCCCUCGGGGCGCUCCGCGCACAGAGAGGCGGGAGAGGCGCGGAGCGGAGCUGCAUGCGAGCACCGCGGGUCGCCUCUGCCCUGCCCCGCCCUGCCCCGCCGCGCUCGGCCGGCUCAGGUAACCGCGGGGACGAGGAGCGGAGCGGCGGGAGCCCGGCUGUCUGCCCCGGCCGCGAUGCUGCGGGCCCCCGCUCCCCGCUGACAGCGCAGCCCGGGACGCGGGGCUGUCCUGCUCCCUCGUUCCGCCGUUCUCGAGGUGCCGAGGGCUGCGCGCACGGCCCGGCUGGCUGCGUCGGAGCGCUGCCCUCCGUCCCGGUCGCCCGUCUGUGGGCGCGUUCGUUUCCAAUAAAAAGAAAAGUGGAGCCGCGGAUCCGCCUCCCAUCACGUCCCAGCCCCUGCGGAGCCCGGUAUAUUUGUGCCGCUAAAAUAGUUUGUUUCCCCCUUCGGUUUUAUUGACACUGAGGAUGAAGAAGGAUUUGCAAGCAAAAGCGCCUUGAAGCCGACAUCAUUUGGAGAGAGCUCUGCAGCUCAGCCGUUGGGUCUCGAAUUCCACCCUUUGCCCCUGCUGAAUCCACUGCUCUGCCCUUUACUCUCCGGGGUAAAAAACCAAACAACAACAAAAACCCGAGGAAAAGAAUACCUUUGGCAGCAGGGCAGCUUUGUGUGGCCACCCCGGCGAGCUCCAAGUGUCCAGUUUCUGAAAAGAAGAAAAUCCUUUUGUCUUCGGCAGAUCAGUAGAAUUAUUUUGGAAGCGAGGAGAGUAUCAAGUGAUCUGUCCCACUGAAGAGGAGACUGAAGCCAUCUCUGAGUGGAAAUUUUGGACGUGCGGGAGGAAGGCUGUGUCCCCCCAUGUGCCAGAACCGCUCCUCCUUACCAAGGAAGUCAAAGUGAAGGACGUAGGUCAAGGGCAGCUUUUACAUUCCACCCAAAAGGCACCACAGUUUGAGAUGAGGAAUUCAGAAGAGCAAGCAGCUACGACAGUUUUACAACGCCUGCUGCAGGAGCAGCUCAGAUACGGAAACCCAAAUGACAACCGUAACCUUCUUGCCUUACACCAGCAAGCCACAGGAAAUGCCCCCCCUUUCAACAGCACUGGGAAUCCAGCAUCUCAGAACGAAGGGCUGAGCUCCCAGGACCACCAGCUCGUGACUCAUGCUGCCCGUCAGGAGCCCCAGGGCCAGGAGAUACAGGUGGACAACAGCAUCAUGGAGAAGCAGCUCUCCCCGCGACUCCAGAACAGCGAGGAUCUCCCAACCUAUGAGGAAGCCAAAGUGCAGUCACAGUAUUUCAGGGGCCAGCCGCAUGCUAGUGUCGGGGCAGCGUUUUAUGUAACGGGGGUGACCAACCAAAAAAUGAGGACUGAAGGGCGGCCCACAGUUCAGCGGGUGAGCCCAGGGAAGGUCCACCAGGAUGAAGGACUUAAGGACCUCAAGCAAGGACACGUCCGCUCCCUGAGUGAGAGGCUGAUGCAGCUGUCCUUGGCCACCAGCGGUGUCAAGGCGCACGCGCCUGUCACGAGCGCACCACUCUCCCCUCUCUCUCCGCUUUCUCCUCAGCAGUCGAGUGACCCUUAUAAAAAUUCUGGCUCCAGCGAGUUCUACAAGAACUCGGUGCAGCCCCCUUCCCAGCCCAGCAUGAAAGGGAUGGAGCAGCGGGGUCCUCCUCCAGAGUAUCCUUACAAAAAUGUGUCCACCCCAUCUAUGAACUGCAAACCUCAGGACUCGGGGCAUUUCUAUAGUGAUCAUCGCGUGAGCCAGCAGGGAAGAUCCGAUGGGCCUAUGAUGAGGUAUCAACAUCCCCCUGAGUAUGGGUCAGUCAGGCAGAACCCAGAUGUGCAGCUGCAGUUACAACAGAGACCACCUCACCACCACAGUCCAACUUCUUCCUUGACAUCUUUGGGAUCCUUGACCUUGCUUCAGUCUCCACCGCCAUCCAGGCUGUCACCUUCCCAGCACCAGCAACCCCUGACUCCAAGCCAGGGAGAUCCUGGCAUUCUGCCGCGGACCCAGCAGCCGUUCUUGUCAAACCAAGUCCAUCAGGGAGAUCUGUACCGACUAUGCCAGCCGUUCCUUGGCCCGCAGCAGCAGCAAGGCGAUUCCUAUUCAGUGAUGUCCCGGGCUCAGCAGAUACCUUCCCCAUAUCAGCAGAUGCAAGUAGAUCCUUUUGCCAUAGUUUCCAGGGCCCAGCAAAUGGUUGAAAUCCUGUCGGAAGAGAACCGGUCUCUACGACAGGAGCUGGAUGGGUGUUAUGAGAAGGUAGCCCGACUGCAGAAGCUGGAAACAGAAAUUCAGCAAGUUUCAGAGGCAUACAAAAACCUGGAGAAAUCAUCCUCUAAGCGGGAUGCCCUGGAGAAGGCCAUGAGAAACAAGCUGGAAGGAGAAAUUCGUAGGCUUCAUGAUUUCAACAGGGAUCUGAGAGAACGUAUGGAGACGGCCAACAAGCAGCUUGCAGAGAAGGAAUUUGAGGGGUCUGAAGACAAUCGGAAAACCAUCUCUCAACUCUUUGCACAAAACAAAGAAACACAGCGGGAAAAGGAGAAACUGGAAAUAGAACUGGCUGCUGCACGCUCCACCAAUGAAGACCAGCGAAGACACAUUGAGAUCCGAGACCAGGCCUUGAACAAUGCUCAGGCCAAGGUGGUGAAACUGGAGGAGGAGCUCAAAAAGAAGCAGGUCUAUGUUGAGAAAGUGGAGAAGAUGCAACAGGCCUUGGUUCAGCUGCAGGCAGCAUGUGAGAAACGGGAACAGCUGGAGCAUAGGCUGCGGACCCGGCUAGAGCGAGAGCUGGAAUCUCUCCGGAUGCAGCAGCGACAGGGUACAUCUCAGGCUGCCAACGUCUCUGAGUACAAUGCCACGGCGCUUAUGGAACUCCUGCGCGAGAAGGAAGAAAGGAUUCUUGCUCUGGAAGCUGACAUGACCAAGUGGGAACAGAAAUACCUGGAGGAGAGUGUGAUGAGACAAUUUGCUUUAGAUGCAGCUGCAACCGUGGCUGCUCAGAGGGACACAACAGUGAUCAGCCACUCACCUAACCCUAGCUAUGACACCUCGCUGGAAGCUCGCAUUCAGAAGGAGGAGGAAGAGAUCCUGCUUGCCAACAGGAGGUGUCUGGACAUGGAGGGAAGGAUCAAGACUCUGCACGCUCAGAUCAUUGAGAAGGACGCCAUGAUCAAAGUUCUGCAGCAGCGCUCCCGGAAGGAGCCUGGUAAGACAGACCAGCUCUCCUCCAUGAGGCCUGCCAAGUCACUGAUGUCAAUCUCAAAUGCUGGCUCGGGCUUGCUGUCCCACUCAUCCACGCUGAGCAGCACUCCCAUCCUGGAAGAGAAGAGGGAGGACAAGAGCUGGAAAGGCAGCCUAGGUGUUCUGCUGGGAACAGAGUAUCGCUCCGAAUCCAUUCCCUCCACGCCCUCUCCUGUCCUUCCUUCCACCCCAUUGCUGUCAGCCCACUCUAAAACAGGCAGCCGGGACUGCAGCACCCAGACUGACCGAGGGAACGAGCAAAGCAAAGCUGCACCUUCCCCUGCAGCUCCCACACCAGGACGACUCCCCACUGCCAGCCUGCCCUAUAGUGCUGACAAAACAGAUGGGCCACUCUUCCACUCCAGCACUCUCGAGAGAAAAGCCCCUGUUCAGACCAUGGGGCAGGACCUCCCAGAUGGAGAGAUGGUAGAAUACCUCAUCUGAAAGCCUGUACCGGAUCUGAGCUGGGAUUCAAUAGCAAGAAUUUUUUUAAAAGACAAUUUUAUUGGGAAGAAAUUGUAGUACCUGAGUAAUAAAAGAACACUCAGCCGUU